Molecule: messenger RNA, 1458 nt
Organism: Arctia plantaginis
Lineage: Eukaryota; Metazoa; Arthropoda; Insecta; Lepidoptera; Erebidae
Source: the annotation of a GenBank genome assembly
AUGACGGAGAGCACCUACGUAUCUCCUUUUCUACACCAGCUCCUGGCUGUAAGUGGCGUGGUGAUGUACAUGAUCGGUACUGGUGCCAACAUUGCUUUCCCUGGUGUAUUGCUGGUCCAGCUCAAGGAACCAGAGUCCGUGCUGCGGCUCACACCAGACCACGAAUCUUGGAUAGCUUCAAUCCUGGGUCUAGCGCUGAUCAGUGGCAUUCUUGUAGCUCCGCUCUGUCUGCAGAAGUUGGGCAGGAAGUUGACCAACCAACUUAGCUCUCUGCCAGCCCUUGGAGGAUGGGCGCUACUGGCUACUGCGAAGGGACCUACAGCACUGCUUGUGAGUCGAUCUUUACAGGGUUUCGGCAUGGGCCUUCAGGCAGCUGCAGCUCCGGUCUCUAUCGCUGAAUAUUCAGCCCCCAAACACCGUGGAAUAUUUUUAGCCACCAUUGCUUUUUCCUUCGCAACUGGAAUGCUGAUAGCACACGUAUUCGGCACCUUAUUGUACUGGAGAUCGGCUGCAUUAGCUUGUGGAAGCGUCUACGUGUUAUCUCUGGUCCUGGUAUCAUUAACACCAGAAACACCACCGUAUCUCGCCUCUAGAGGACAAAAUGAAGCAUGCAGAAGAUCGUUUCGCUAUUUCCGAGGAUUCAAUGCUAACUCUGAGAAGGAAUUAGAAAUUCUACUGAACAGUCAAAAGAAAACCAAUUCUGCAAAUAAAGUGUCUAAAUGGAAGACUUACAGCGAGAUGGUCAAGAAACCAGAGUUCUACAAACCAACCGUGAUUAUGAUGUUUAUGUUCGUUCUUUUCCAAGUAUCUGGCAUGACCGUGGUACCCUCCUACACCGUACCUAUGAUGAACGAGGUCUGCGGCGGUGUGAUUGACCCUAAUGUCAGCAUGCUUAUGGUUGAUGUGGUGAGAUUUGUUACCGCAGUACUCUCCUGUUUCGUGGUUAACAAGCUCAAUAGACGUACGGUACUCUUUCUUGGCAUCAUCAUCAGCGUGAUUUCUUUAUUGGUUUCUGCGCUCUUGCUAUACAUGAGAGACUUUGGUUACAUACCUGAUGCGUACAUCUGGGUGCCAAUCAUACCUACUUUGGUCUAUAUCUUCGGUAAGACUCUGGGUAUUCUUCCGAUUCCCUGGGCUAUUGCUGGAGAAGUUUUUCCUUUAGCUUAUAGAAGCAUAGGAAGUGGAAUUUCUGGAAUGUUUCUGUCAAUUAUGUUCUUUGUCGUUGUGAAAACGGCGCCUUUUACCUUCGAACUUAUUGGAGUGAAAGGCACCUUCUGUGUAUACGCCGCCAGUAUUGCUGUCUGUGGAAUUUUCUUGUACUUUCUGCUGCCGGAGACUAAGGGGAAGACCUUAUAUGAGAUCGAAUGUUACUUCAAGGGCAUUAAAGAUGAUGAACGGCAAGUGGAACUUCAUGAAGCAGAGAAGAUGUUGGAGUUAGAGAAGGUGGAAUGUGGAUGA